UCGAGUUGGAAAGUCGGCAACGGGCACCUGAAGAUCCGCCUCGGCGGGCCUCCACCUCGGCACAAGUGUAUUUGGAAGCCGAUUCUCCCCUUACUCCGGAGCUCACUUCGGAACCAGUUCCUGGCAAAGUUAAGGUCCCCCAGAUAGGGCUAUAUGAUGGAACAUCUGACCUGGACUCACACCUCGGUCAUUAUACUUCAUGGAUGGAUCUGCAUGGGGCCUCAGACGCACUUCGGUGUCGUAUGUUUUCACUUACACUGGGGCCUCGGGCCCAAAAAUGGUACCAUUCUCUUUCUCCUCAUUCAAUUUGGAAGUGGCAACAACUGAGGUCGGCUUUCCGAUCUCAUUUUAUCGGGGCUCAAGUAUGCCUUAUCCCAAAAGAGUCUCUUGCGAAUAUCACUCAAAAAGAUGAUGAAAGUGUCAAGGAUUAUAUUGCCCAUUUCAAUGACCGAGUUCAGAAUAUAGAACCUUGUCAUCCUGAAACCUUGCUAGUCAUGGCUAUUGCUGGAUUGAAACCGAAUUCGAUUUUCCGCUGGACGCUAUGCCAAAAUAAAACGAACACUUUUCAAGAAUUUCUCGCUCGAUCCCAGCAGCACAUUAUAGCGGAAGAAGCCAUGUCGGUUCCCGAUUUUAACUUUAACCCAAAGUCUUCUAAAGCGGGAACCGACGAAAAAAGGAAGAAUAAAUUUUUCGACAAGCAAAAUAAGACUCAAUUCAGGGGGCCUCCCCGAGGAGACCCCAAUGAUCCUGAAGUCCGAGCGGCCCGAAAACAGUAUGCAACCGACGUGAAGUCCGGUUAUCAAACUGUAUAUUCGGCGGGAGCAGCCACUAUUUAUGAAGAAAUCAAAGGGAAGGGCAUUUUGCCAGAUCCCAAGCCACUUCGAAUGCCCGAAGAAAAACUAGACAAAUCUCGAUAUUGUGAUUACCAUAAGUCGCCAGGGCAUAACACAGAUGAGUGUUUGAGUUUAACGACAUUGUACAAACUUCGAGCUGCAGUUUCUAUCUUUCACUAUGCAUUAAAGUUCCCGACAACCCGGGGAGAGGGAACCCACUUCGAAGAUCAAAGAGAAGCUCGAGAACUUGUUACGUUUAUCCCAUCCAAUGGAGUUCAUUCAACUUCAAUGGGUAAUAAUGAAGCCUCCCCACAGCAGCACGCUUCAGACGAUGCGGUGACUGGAGAACCAAAAAACCACGUCGGCGAUCCUUCCACCUCGGAUCCUUUAACCGAAGACCGAGGUCGCCGACCUGGAAAAGAGCCACUUCUUGAAGAAGACGAGUUGGACCCCAGAGUAUUGUUUAAAGAAAAAAGUCGAGCUGAUCGAGCCGAACCUGGAGAAGACGUGGAAUUGGUCUAUAUCGAUGAACCAGUCUUCCACAAGUCAUUGCGCAUCGGAAGUCAUCUUCAGGAACCACUUCGGUCAGAACUUAUCUCGUUUCUCAAACAGAAUUCUGAUGUUUUUGCCUGGAAGCACGAGGAUAUGAAGGGCAUCGACCCCGGUGACGCUAGCCACAAACUAAACCUCGAUCGAACAGUCCGGCCUGUUGUGCAAAAGAGAAGGAAACUGGGGCCGGAUCGUCAGAAGGCGUUGGAAGAAGAAGUCAAAAAACUCAUCGACAAUAAGUUCAUCAAGGAAGCCAAAUACCCAACGUGGGUCUCAAAUCCUGUUCUUGUCAAAAAGAGCAACGGGUUAUGGAGAUUGUGUAUUGAUUUUUCCGACCUCAACAAGGCAUGCCCAAAGGACAGUUAUCCACUUCCCCAUAUAGAUUACAUGGUUGAUGCCACGUCGGGACAUGAGUUGAUGAGUUUCAUGGACGCCUACUCCGGCUACAAUCAGAUUCCUAUGGAUCCCGAGGACUCUGAACACACUUCAUUCUAUUCGGCCCGAGGUCUGUAUUGUUAUACUAUGAUGCCGUUCGGAUUAAAGAAUGCCGGAGCCACAUAUCAACGCCUGGUCAACAAAAUGUUCGCAACACUGAUUGGUCACACUAUGGAAGUUUAUGUUGAUGACAUGCUCGUCAAGUCGGUGCACGCCCCUGAUCAUAUAACACAUCUUCAAGACAUGUUCGCCAUCCUCCGAUCUUAUUCCAUGGUGCUAAAUCCUAAGAAGUGUACUUUUGGAGUCGAAUCCGGAAAGUUUCUGGGCUAUAUGGUUAGCCAGCGCGGGAUUGAAGCCAAUCCGGCCAAAAUAAAGGCCAUUCAAGAUCUCUCUUCCCCAACCUCGGUCAAAGGUGUCCAAGCCCUUACCGGCCGACUUGCUGCUCUUAAUCGGUUCAUUUCCAAAUCCACAGAUCGUUGCAAACCUUUUUUCGAAGCAAUCAAGAAAGGAAAGCGCUUUGAAUGGACCGAAGAAUGUCAGAAAGCUCUCGUUAGUAUCAAAGAGACACUUGCUUCUCCGCCGACUUUACAAAAGCCGAAACCCGAGGAAAUGUUGUUCUUAUACCUCGGAGUCAGUGAUUCUGCCAUUAGCGCUGUUUUUAUACGCGAUGAGGGAUUGCUGCAAUCAUCUAUCUAUUAUGUCAGCAAAGCCUUGCACGAUGCCGAACUACGUUAUCCUCCGAUGGAAAAGUUAGCGUUUGCACUUGUGAUCGCAGCCCGAAAAUUGCGUCCUUAUUUCCAAGAGCAUUCUGUAACUGUUCGCACUUCGUAUCCACUUCGGCAAAUCCUGCACCGACCUGACACCUCGGGACGCAUGGUUAAAUGGGCCAUUGAGCUCGGACAGUUCGACAUCCAUUAUCAACCGAGGACCGCAAUCAAGGCUCAAGCCUUAUCUGAUUUCAUCGCCGAGUUUACCCCGGCCAUCACAGUUCACUAUAAUAAUCAACCAUGGGUCCUCUAUAUUGAUGGCUCCUCGACAGCUAACCGAGCAGGUGCAGGGAUAGUCUUAGCUGAUCCAGAAAACCG
Striga hermonthica is the source of this 2902-nucleotide messenger RNA. NCBI's taxonomy places the organism in Eukaryota, Viridiplantae, Streptophyta, Magnoliopsida, Lamiales, Orobanchaceae. The record is from the annotation of a GenBank genome assembly.